Molecule: messenger RNA, 2326 nt
Organism: Cuculus canorus (common cuckoo)
Lineage: Eukaryota; Metazoa; Chordata; Aves; Cuculiformes; Cuculidae
Gene: RFX8
Product: regulatory factor X8
Exons: 15
Coding region: 131-1573 (480 amino acids)
Biological process (GO): regulation of transcription by RNA polymerase II
Molecular function (GO): RNA polymerase II cis-regulatory region sequence-specific DNA binding; DNA-binding transcription factor activity, RNA polymerase II-specific
Source: RefSeq, a predicted model, not a curated record
AGUCAGUCUCUCUCCACAGAGUUGACUAUGUUGCUGUAUCCGUCUAUUGAAUUAUUUAUUUUAUAGUAUCUGAUUCCUGAUAGUCUUUUGAAAAACCUCGGAUUUGAACUCUGGAGCAAACUCACGCCAGAUGCCCAAGCGACAUCUUGUUCGGUUAGUUUUCCCAGGUCUACGGACUAGAAGGCUGGGCAAAAGAGGGAGUACCAGGUACCAUUACGAUGGAAUAGCUAUCAAGAGCAGCUCUUCCUUUUAUGCACGUUAUUGUUCUCUUCUAUCUGAAAACAAUCAUCACAGAACCAGCACUCCAGGGGAAGCGAGCAGCUCUACGCAGCAGCUGAGCACCUAUGCAAUCACCAGUAGAAAUGUCUGCGGCUCUGGAGAUGCGCCUGGUUACAGGAGCAACAGCCAAAAAAUAAGAACAAGCGAGACUUUGCACUGUUUUCCAACUGUCAUUUAUCUGAAGACUGAACAAGAGACGCCUUGGCCUGAACUGAGCAGUUACUGCCUUUGGGAGCAAGAUAUGGGGAAGAAAUAUCCCUACGAAAUGAUUGCACUGAUUGCCAAUGAGUACUACAGCCAUUGUCAAGAUAUUUUACACAUGGUGAGAAACAGCCAGUUCAACAAGGUGGAACGCUGUAUCAUGUCAUUCUGGAGGUCUCUGCAGCCUGAAGGAAUAGCACUGAUGUGCUUGCCAGGUGUAUGCAAGCUGUUCAAAAGCUAUGAUAGGCAGCUAUUCAAGGAAAUUGAGAACAUCCUAUUUCAUGAUUUCCUGGAGGAAGUGUCCAUACAACAUGUGAAGUCAGUCACAUUGUUCAGUGAAAACAUUCAGGUUUGGCUGCUUAAUGCUUUGGAAGAAUUUCCAUUACUGAUCCAAACAUCCAAAUCUGAGGAAGUUACACUGUUUAUAAAAAGACUCAGGAGGAAGAUUGACCUUUCUAGCAUGGCCGAGACAAUGAGAAAAAUCCUUAACAGCAACAACAAAGUCACUGCUCUGAGAUCAAACUUGCAUGCUAUCAUCAAUCAGGGACUUCUGGAGAUGCCUGGAAACAUCUUUGAAACUAAUUGUAAAAAUCCAGAGGAGCUGCAGAUUGACAUAGGAGUCAAAUGUUUGAACGACUUACUGCCUUUGCUGGCACCUUACACAGAUAUUCGGGUUCUCCUGAGCUGCAUGUCUUCAAAUCUCCAGGCUUUUGUCAUUAAGCCAAGCAGAAGUAAAGAGGAGUUCAGAAAACUGGCGUCAGAUUUCCAGUUGAGAUGGAACUUCCUACUGAGUGCAGUAAGCAAAGCUAUGACUCUAAACUGUGGACACAGUUUUGGACACUGGCAUUUGUUUAAUUUGCUACUCAUGGAUUAUGUGGCUCACAUUUUCCUGUCCUAUACAGAGGAGGAAGAUGAAAAUUUCUGUUUUGCAAUGCAAAAUGAGCCUCCUGUUCUUUGGCUUUACGGGCCCAGCAAUACCUACAGCUAUUUUGCAGAGGAGCAACAUCAAGCCGACUCUCCACGAACAGCUUUCACAGCUGUGACACUGAGCCAGAAUAACUUUGGAUUAACCAACACCUUUCCAGAGUUUUGAAGUGUUCGGUGGACACGGCCAUGGGCAGCAAGCUCAUCCAGGUCGAUAACAGAAGAGAAUUACUUAAACCUUUACCAAGUUGGAUCUUCCAGUUAAAAGGGAAGGACUUCUUACUCAAAAAGACAGACAGACAUUUUAUUUCUGUUUCUGAUGAACAGAAAAUCUUCAGAGAAAACCAGCCUGAUUUGAAAAUUCCUUAUGUUACACUACUCCGACUUUUUGACAUAAUUUUAAGAAAAACUGUUUUUAUUCUCUUAAAUUUAUCACCUUUUUCUGGAAGUACUAAAUGUGGAGCCGUGCUAGCCACACUAUUAUUUUAAGCUGUCAUAUGAUUCGUUUAUUUGAAUUUACAUGAAUAAAACUUCAGAAGACAAAGGUGCAACAUUUGUGGCUUUUUUUAAAUAUAUUUCUUGUAUUUUUUUGCCACCAGUAAAACUGAAGGCCUAUCUGAAGUAAUUGUAAUAAAUUUAUCUGGAAGAUACAGAAUAGAUGAAUCACUUUAUGUCAAUGCUGCUUUAUGUCUACAGCACAGUAUUUAAUAUUUAUAUUUAUUGCAUAUAGAACUCGACAGUAAUUCUUAUCUUUUGAAAAAUUCUUGCUUUGUUUCCCAUUUCUACAGGGUAAAAGAGUAUAACCUUUAAUUGUAUUAGCCAAAAUACAAUAGGUUGUAUGCAAUGUUAUUGAUUUAUCUAUGUCAGCCCAGGUUGUUUAAACUCUUUCUAUAAGCAAAAUACAAGCAAAGACUCUAUAAAG